CAUGACCUAUUGUAUAUUCAAAUGGAGUAUAUCAAUUCUUAUUAAGUUUUCAUUCAUUUAUUAAAAAUUUGAUUGCAACUGUUUAUUUUUUAUUAUGAAGUUGGUUAUAUUUUCUUUUCUUUUUUUUUAUUAGAUUUAAAAUUAUUUUAAACUUGGUUCGGAUAUUAUAUAAUGCUGUAUAAUUGAUACGUUGGGUGUAUAAUUUGUAAUGGUGUCUCGAAUAACUUCUCGCCUCAGUGCUAGUUUUCGGCAGAAAUAUAUUUUAUCCAAAAGAUGGAUAACUGUAGGGAAAACAAAUUUAUUUGAAUAUAAAGUAGAAUUUUCAGAAAGGAACUCUUUAAAAAUUUCCGGGGGAAAGUAUGCACGCUUGUCUGAUGGUUGUGCAGUUGUGUCACUUGGUGAUACUUCUGUUAUGGCUACAAUUGUUAGUAAAUCACAGAAGCCAUCAUCUUCUAAUUUUCUCCCGCUAACUGUUGAUUAUCGACAAAAAGCAGCAGCAGCUGGACGUAUUCCAACAAACUACUUACGAAGAGAAUUAUCCAUAUCUGAACAUGAAGUACUUACUAGCAGACUUAUUGAUCGUUCAUUGAGACCACUAUUUCCUUCUUCUUACUAUUUUGAUACUCAAGUUAUUUGUAAUUUAUUAGCAGUUGAUGGAGUUAAUCAUCCUGAUAUCCUGGGUAUUAAUGCUGCAUCAGCUGCUUUAGCUCUUUCUGAUAUACCUUGGAAUGGUCCAGUGGGUGCAGUUAGAGUAGGACUCUGUGAUAAUAAUUUAAUAGUGAACCCUACACGAAGGGAGUUGUCUAGUAGUAUUUUAAAUUUAGUUGUUGUAGCUGCUGCACAUAAUUUAGUUAUUAUGUUAGAAGGAUCUGCAAAUAAUGCAUUACAGCAAGAUGUAUUAAAAGCAAUAAAAUUUGGUGUUAAAGAAUGUCAACAUGUAAUUAAUGGUAUAAAUACCUUGCAAAAAGAAUAUGGUAAAACUAAAAGAAAAUAUGAGCUAAAAAAUAUAGAUGAUACAAAUGGCAACUUGGAAGUAGCAAUUAAUAGUUUAUGUGAAACUAAAUUAAGAGAAAUAUUUACUAACUUCACACAUGAUAAAAUGUCAAGAGAUAAUGCCGUAAGAGAUGUCAAAACUGAAGUGAUUGAAAAACUUAAGUCCGAAUUUGAAAACUUAAACUUUGAACUUUGCUCAAUUAUUUUUGAUAAAAUUAUUAAAAAAAUAUUCCGAAGUCUUAUAUUUGAAAAUGAUGUUAGAUGUGAUGGACGUAAACUUGAUGAAUUAAGAAAUAUAUCUUGUGAAGUAGAUCUAUAUAAGCCUCUACAUGGUUCAGCUUUAUUUCAGAGAGGUCAAACACAAGUUUUUUGUACAGUUGCCUUAGACUCCCUUGAAUCAACUCUAAAGUUGGAUCCAAUGUCAAUUUUAACUAGUGGAAUAAAUGAAAAAAAUUUUUUCUUGCAUUAUGAGUUUCCUCCAUAUGCAACAAAUGAAAUUGGCCGUUCAAGUCCAUUUAUGCGAAGAGAGAUUGGUCAUGGAGCACUUGCUGAAAGAGGUUUAAGACCUAUAGUUCCUGAAAAUUUUUCUUUUACAAUUCGUUUGACAUCUGAAGUGUUAGAAUCAAAUGGUUCAUCUUCAAUGGCUUCAGUAUGUGGUGGAAGUUUAGCUUUAAUGGAUGCAGGUGUACCAAUAUCUGAACCUGCAGCUGGUGUAGCUAUAGGUUUGAUUGCUGAAUAUGACCAAGAAAAUAUUCAGAAUAUUAAAGACUACCGAAUUUUAACAGAUAUACUUGGCAUUGAAGAUUACUUGGGUGAUAUGGAUUUUAAAUUAGCUGGUACUAAAAAAGGAAUCACAGCAUUACAAGCAGAUAUCAAAAUACCUGGAUUGCCAUUAAAAAUUGUCAUGGAAGCUAUACAGGCAGCAACCGAUGCUAAAAAAGCUAUAAUUAAUAUAAUGAAUGAAACUUUACAAAGUUUUAGGAAAUCAGAAAAAGAUAAUUGGCCAGUAACUGAAAAAUUAAAUGUUCCUGUACAUAAAAGAGGAAAACUAAUGGGGCCAGGAGGAAUUAACUUGAAACGUAUUUUGUUAGAAACUGGUGCACAGAUAUCUUCUGAUAUGGAGUCAGGUGAUUUUACUAUAUUUGCACCUAAUCAAGAAGCAUUAAAUGAAGCAAAAGAAAUAAUAAAUAAAUUAAUGGAAGAACAAGCUGAGCCACAACUUGAAUUUGGAGCUAUUUAUAAAGCUAAAAUUGUUGAAAUUAGAGAAAUAGGAAUAAUGGUUACCUUGUAUUCUACUAUGCAACCAGCUUUGGUUCAUAACUCUCAACUAGAUCAAAGAAAAAUUAAACAUCCUAGUGCUUUAGGAAUGGAAGUUGGGCAAGAUAUUCAAGUUAAGUAUUUUGGUCGAGAUCCAGUAUCUGGUAAUAUGAGACUCUCUAGAAAGGUAUUACAAGGACCAACUUCUGGAGUUACAAGAAACAUUUUAUAGAUAAUCGUAUUACUGAAUAAAAAAAUGUUUAUAGAAAAUGUCUGUUACUAGUUAAAUAAUAUUGAUCAUUAGUUGCUAUUUAUUUUUAAACUCAAUCAAUUUUAUAAAUGUCUGUUGUUGACCUUUAUAUAAAUAUAUAUAAUGUAUAUAAUGAAAUUAUUAAUAAAAUCUGAUAAA
This is a messenger RNA of Daktulosphaira vitifoliae (grape phylloxera), 2659 nucleotides long. RefSeq names its product polyribonucleotide nucleotidyltransferase 1, mitochondrial (gene PNPase). The coding region runs from base 209 to 2482 and encodes 757 amino acids. Gene Ontology annotation, cellular component: mitochondrion; cytosol. Gene Ontology annotation, biological process: mitochondrial mRNA catabolic process; mitochondrial RNA 3'-end processing. The record is from RefSeq and is a predicted model, not a curated record. NCBI's taxonomy places the organism in Eukaryota, Metazoa, Arthropoda, Insecta, Hemiptera, Phylloxeridae. Gene Ontology annotation, molecular function: RNA binding; 3'-5'-RNA exonuclease activity; polyribonucleotide nucleotidyltransferase activity. The transcript has 10 exons.